AUGCACUUAGUGGAUGAAUGUGGAGCAGAUCUGGAACAGGCUGGGACAGUUUUCUUCGACGGCGAAACGAUUGAGGGUGUGUCGCCUCUUUGGUGUGCAGCUGCGGCAAAUUUCAUCGAGAUUGUUCGCUUUCUUGUGGCGCGUGGCGCCAAUGUUAACCGCACCACAAUCACCAGUUCCACGGCUCUUCGUGCUGCCUGCUACGAUGGACACGAGGAGGUCGUGCGUUUUCUAAUCGAUCAUGGCGCCAACUUCGAAACCUCAAAUCGCCAUGAACACACGUGCCUCAUGAUCGCCUGUUUCCGUGGCCACGAAAACGUCGCCAAGUACCUGUUGAGCAAGGGCGCCCGUGUCAAUCGACGCUCGUCCAAAGGAAACACGGCCGUCCACGACUGCGCCGAGAGUGGGAACUUGAAUGGCCUCAAGCUACUGCUGCAACACGGCGCGGCUAUGUGUAGAGACGAGUACGGCCAGUCGCCUAUCAUGGCAGCUGCCCACUCAGGCUUCAAGAGGGCAAUCGAUUUUCUCUGCCAACUGAAAAAGCCCGGCACUGGGGAGUUCCUCGUGCCAAUCGAGGAACAGGCAGCCUCUCGUGAACUCCUAGGUGCCGCUCUGUUUGACAGACAGUCGGUAGUGCAGGACGCCAUAAUGGAGUGGCACCGCGCGAUGGAGCUGCGCGAAGGCCACUUCGGCUACACCAAACGCCUCCCACCGCCCACCUACUCGCACAUCGGCGAGGUCGCCAGACGCUGCCACUACUCGUGGCGUCUUAUCGAGGACGCCGCGCGCUGUGCCGUUGCCAUGGAGACGACGAAGAGGCGCAGGCCGCAGAUCUUGAAGUCUCGCCUGCGGUCGCAACAGUCGCUGCCACCGUCGCCGCCGUUGCCUUCUGCCAUCGCGUCGGAUCCAGUUUGGUCCGCGAAGUACUCUAAACAGGCGUCCCAAUUGGCGGAAAAUUAUGCCCAGCUGCUGGCCGCCUUGACCAGGUCGCGUAGUGCGGGGUCGUGUGCUGCCUUCAACUCCUCCUCCUCCUCCUUCACUUGCGCGAACUGGAGAGUUGACGAACAGAACACCUACGACCCGGCCCUCGCGUCAGCCGUCGACGCAGUUCUCGGUGUGGAGCCAGACUUCUGCGCCUCGUCGUCUAGACACAAGCGACGCAGGCUCGAGGGCAUGCCAGGUAUGGUCCUGCCUCCACAACUAAACCCUCCCCACCCUCGUCUAGAGAUCUACGCCCUGCCUUCUCUUUCAGGCGAUGUCACGCGUCCUCUACCCCAGAUUCGAUCAAUCCCCGGUCCU
Molecule: messenger RNA, 1299 nt
Organism: Mesocestoides corti
Lineage: Eukaryota; Metazoa; Platyhelminthes; Cestoda; Cyclophyllidea; Mesocestoididae
Source: the annotation of a GenBank genome assembly